AUGGAGGUAGCCUUCCUUGCCCCAUCCAGCAAUGCCGUGCAGACCGUCGCCGCACCAAAGCAAGCCAGCCAGCCGGCAGGACAGCAGUCGGGCACUAGCUUCGGAGUGAAGAUGGCCGCGGUUGCUUCAGGCACAGCUGCAGCUGUUGGUUUGGCCUCCAGCCGCAGACGCUCCAAGACCGCAGCGCGCUACACCACACAGACGAUCCUGCCCUCCCUCGCCUGGAUCAAAUCGGGCGUGAAGGCUUCCGAGCUGCAGCCCAAGCAGCUGAAAGCUUUGACGCUGGCUGGCAACGAUGUGCUGAUCGGCAAGACGGAGGCGGGGGCACUCUUCUGCGUCGGGAACCUGUGCCCGCACAUCGGCACGCCCAUGAGCGAAGGGGCCGAUGUCAUCGGUGAUGUGAUCGUGUGCCCUUUGCACGGCUCCUCCUUCAAGGUGACAACAGGUGAGCUCCUCGACUGGUGCGUCUCCCCGCCCGUCAUCGGCCCCUUGACCGGUCUGAUCGUGGAGAAGAAAAACCUCCUAGUCUUCGAGGUGCGCCAGGGCGGCUUGCUGGGAACCGGCGAUGUCGAGGUGCUCGUGGACACUAAUGCCAAGAAGGCCUAUGAGGCCUGGUAUUGGAAGGGCCUGCUUGAUGCACAGGGCAAGGAUGACGGAACCUACUACUGA
Symbiodinium necroappetens is the source of this 669-nucleotide messenger RNA. Lineage: Eukaryota; Dinophyceae; Suessiales; Symbiodiniaceae. The record is from the annotation of a GenBank genome assembly.